This is a messenger RNA of Rana temporaria (common frog), 3889 nucleotides long. It is a transcript of the gene ADAM9, whose product is annotated as ADAM metallopeptidase domain 9. The transcript is spliced from 22 exons. Lineage: Eukaryota; Metazoa; Chordata; Amphibia; Anura; Ranidae. Gene Ontology annotation, molecular function: metalloendopeptidase activity. The record is from RefSeq and is a predicted model, not a curated record. Gene Ontology annotation, biological process: proteolysis. Gene Ontology annotation, cellular component: plasma membrane. The coding region runs from base 358 to 2973 and encodes 871 amino acids.
GGAGUGAUCAGCUGGGUAGAGUGCAGUGUGUGCACUUCUAUGGGAGAGCAGAGGCGGGAUCAUCAUCAUCAUCAGGCUGCUGCUGCUCGCAGGGAGGGGGGAGCCUGGCAGGGACUGAACACCAACAAGCAGGGAGUGCUGCAUUCUGCUGGGAACUUCUGGGCUCCCUCACUUCUCAUUGUCCCCCCAGUUUGGGGGUCUGUGCCAUUGUUGUUGUUGUCAUGAUCAGGCUGUACUAGAAGAGGAGGGAUCAGGAUGAUCAGUAUACUAUGAGAAGUGGAUCCUGGGAUCUUCUCAUCACACUGGGGACUAGUGCUGCUCUCUGUAUAUAGACACCGGUCAGGAUCACCCCCCUCCAUGGCUGCUGGCACCAUGUCUGCCCUCCUCUACAGUGCCUCUCUGCUGCUCAUCCUCACCUGCUUGUGUGCCGGAGCUGUGGACCCAACAUCGUUUUUGUCUUCCUAUGAAAUUAUAAUACCCCAGAAAAUCACUCGGCUAAGAAGAGAUGCAUCUGGUUCUCUCAAAGAGGGUUUGUCCUAUGUUAUUAAGGCUGAAGGCCAGGAGCACAUAUUGCACCUCGAGCAGAACAGUGAUUUGUUGGCCAAAGAUUUCACGGUAUAUACAUAUGCAGAAAAUGGAACAAGAUUGGCAAGUCCGCUUCAAAAAGAGGAUCAAUGCCACUAUCAAGGAUAUGCAGAAGGAGAUCCAGACUCUCGGGUAGCGAUCAGUACCUGUUCAGGCCUCCGAGGCCUACUGCACCUGAAGAGUGGGAGUUAUGGUAUUGAACCCAUGGAGUCUUCCUCCAAGUCUCAUCACCUAAUCUACCGUAUGGAGAAUGUGAAGACGGAGCCGAUGGAAUGCGGGGUGUCCGGUCCUGACAUGGGGCAGGAGGGAGAUCAUCAGCAUGCGCCAAGUAUGACCCAGCUUUUGCGGAAGAAAAGGGCGAUCCUGCCACAGACGAGGUAUGUGGAGCUCUUCUUGGUGGUGGACAAGGAAAGGUAUGAUAUGCUGGGACAGAAUGCUUCAGCAGUAAGGGCUGAGAUGGUGCAGUUGGCCAACUAUCUUGACAGUAUGUACAAAGUGCUGAAUAUCAGAAUUGUCCUGGUUGGGUUGGACAUCUGGAUGAGGAUGAAUCACAUCAGUAUUGAAGGCUCGGCUGGAGAUGUCCUGGGGCGUUUUGUGACCUGGCGUGAGCAGAAUCUUGUACCCCUCCGCAGACACGACAGUGCUCAGUUUAUUCUGAAGAAGGGAUUCGGAGGCACUGCAGGCAUGGCUUUUGUAGGCACCGUGUGUUCCAGGAGCCACGCUGGUGGCAUUAAUGUGUUUUCACAUCAGAAUGUGCAAUCGUUUUCUUCUAUUGUUGCUCAUGAACUGGGACACAACCUGGGAAUGAAUCAUGACGACGGCCGAGGCUGUUCCUGUCCUACACCAGCGGGUUGUAUCAUGAACUCCGGGGCCACAGGCUCUAAGAAUUUCAGCAGUUGCAGUGAAGAUGAUUUUGAGAAGCUGACACUGAACAAAGGUGGAGGAUGCCUCUUGAAUGUGCCCAGCCCAGACGAGUCGUACAGCGCUCCCUCCUGUGGGAACAAGCUGGUGGACCCGGGCGAGGAGUGCGACUGUGGGAAUGAAAAGGAAUGUGAGAAGGAUCCAUGCUGCCAGCCUGGGACCUGCAAGCUGCGCUCAGGAGCUCAGUGCGCCUACGGAUCCUGCUGCCAAAACUGCCGGUUUGCCCCCGGUGGUACCGUGUGUCGUGCCGUUGCCAAUGAAUGCGAUCUUCCGGAAUACUGCAAUGGCUCUUCUCCGUUCUGCCAGGCUGACGUAUUCAUUCAGAAUGGGAACUUGUGCCAGAACAGCCAAGCCUACUGCUACAAUGGCAUCUGCCAAUACUACGAUGGCCAGUGCCAAGGAAUUUUUGGACCGAAGGCAAAGGCAGCUGCUCCCGUUUGUUUCCGAGAAGUAAACUCCAAAGGGGACCGAUUUGGGAACUGUGGUUUACAUGGCAAUGUGUACAAAUCAUGUGAUGCCAGGAAUGCUAUGUGUGGGAAGCUGCAGUGUGAGAAUGUGGACACCAUGCCUGUCUUUGGUAUUGAACCAGCAGUUAUCAAGUCUACCAUCCAGGGCACCGUAUGCUGGGGAGUGGAUUUCCAGCUGGGCACCGAUGUCCCAGAUCCUGCUAUGGUCAACGAGGGCACCAAAUGUGACAAUGGCAAAAUUUGCCAGAACUUCCAGUGUGUCGAUGUGUCAGUACUGGGAUAUGACUGUGAUGUGCAGGGGAAAUGUGGGGGUAACGGGGUGUGUAACAGCAACAAGAACUGCCACUGUAAUGAUGGCUGGGCCUACCCUGACUGCAAGAAGAAGGGCUAUGGUGGAAGCAUCGACAGCGGACCUACAUAUAAUGAUAAAGACACAUCUCUAAGGGAUGGCCUACUGGUUUUCUUCUUUCUGAUCGUCCCACUUCUGGCGCUGGGAGUCUUCGUAUUUUUCAGAAGAAACAGCCUUAAACGGAGAUUCUGCAGGAAGAAGAGAUCUCAGGAGAACGAAGCGAAACUGGAUGGAGAAAGACCAGCACCACGUAAGACUCCUGAUAGAAGCGAUCCUCCGACUGGUCCUUCAAGAAACCCACCACAGAAAAAUGGAGGGAAUGGCCCCCCAACAGGUCAGAUAAAGAAUAAUCCACACGGACAACCUUUAAGGAUACCUCCAAUGUCUGGGCCCCCAAGGAAUCAACAAAAUGUUCCUCCAGGUGGUGGACAAACCUAUAGUGCCCCUCCGAGAAAUGUGCCGCCGAUGGGACCCAACAGAAACAUCCACCAACCAACUCAUGAACCUUCAUAUCCACAGAAUAACUAUCCUGUCCCUACAUAUGUGGGAAGACAGCCUCAACACACACCAUCCCGGCCCCCACCCCCUUCUCAAAGAGAACCUCAACCUAACAUCACCCCAGCACGCCCACCCCCUGCCCCACCAGUAUAACGCCUGCCCUAUGACUCCAGUUAGAAUUUUAUCAUGUGACUUUUUAAACUGACUUAGGUACACACGUGUUUCUGAAUGGCACAGACGUUAUCAACUGAGAAAAUAGAACAAAGAAUGUCUUCAAAAAGUAUGAACUGAUCUUAAUAUCCACAGUUUGUGGUGCCCUUCCCUCAGCAUAGACCUCCUAGCCAUUUAUGAGCAAGAUGCCAUAGUCAGGGCAAAUGGCAAACAAUGCUCCUGAACAAAAGUACGGUAUGGAAAAUCAUUUUACAAUCUACGCUUGCAGGCGACCAUGGAGCUUUUCUACAUGUGCAGGUCCCUGCAACCAAUCUGCCUAUACCAUACAUGGCAUGGACAUUUUAUGGAGAUCAAGAGUGAGCUAAUGGAACCUGAAGUCAUAAUAAUUUGUUUCCUGUAAUUCCUCCGAAAGCUUAAGAAUCGCCUCUUCUUUGGGACAUAACAGGGAGAGAUUUAUAGUUCUAGCAAUGCUUAGUCAAGACCAACCACUGGAAAGCAUUCAGAGGUAAAUCAUUCACCUUUGAGGAGCCUUUUUAUACUGUGAGAGAUUUCUCUAUCAAUACUUCACCGGGUCAUUCACUGAGUAAACAAUGUUUCUUUCUGAUUUUCCCUAACGAAUGACGAUUUAUAGUUUUAUAGGAAUGUAUGGCUUAUGAACACUUUGUUAUCGUUUCUCCAGUACUUGGCAAAAAGCUGUCCUGUAAAAUAUUCCAUCACUGAAUUCCCGGCAGCACAAGGUGGAUAUACAUGGGGAACGAACGGUUCCUCUUUCAAAAAGUUUGUAACACAGAGCUCACACUGGUAAAAUCUGACCAUUCUGAGGACUUGUACUUCAGUAUUAAUGGAAGCCUCUUCUUUUCAUGUUGGUGUGUACUUGAUCUUAAAGCCUAAUUUAAAU